UAAUGGAUAUAUUGCCAUUGAAUUUCCGAGUUUUAUGGUUUUGCGGUGCAUGGAGCGAAGAAAAUGAUAACGGUUUUUUCGUUCGUUUUAUAAGUUUCUGCUACAGGUACGCAGUAGUAAUUUUAAUAUACGAAUUUACGUUAUCUGAAAUAAUUGAACUUGUAAGAACUCACGACCAUAUCGAAGAUCUAACGGAAGGGCUUUUCCUAGCAUUAACUUAUGUAGCUUUAUGUAUUAAAUAUGGAAACUUCUUGGCGCGAAAAGAUGAAGUAUCCACAUUGCUGGAUUAUUUUCGUGGCGAAACGUGUCGACCAAAAAAUUCCGAAGAGGAAAUGAUCUUAAUUAAGUACGAUCGCAAAGCCAAGUGGUGCGUCCGAAUUUUUAUGAGUAUAUCUCAAGCCACUUGCAUAGCUCUCGUGCUCGCUCCUAUUGUGGGACCUCAAGAUACAGACAGACCUUUACCAUUUAAGACGUACAUGCCAUACUCGAUAGCUGGCUUAUAUCCGUACUUGGCUACGUAUCUCCAACAUAUAGGUGCCAUAUUUUACGGAGUCCUGCUCAACGUCUCGUUCGAUUCUCUCGUCUAUGGCUUCACCCUUCAUGUUUGCGGACAAAUCGAAUUGUUACGUUAUCGUCUAUCGGAAAUCUUCAAGGAUCACUCUGAUAUCGCGCAAUAUCGAUUCAGUUCGAAUAAAGACGCGAUGAUUAGCGAGUGCGUGAGACAUCAUUUACACGUACACAAGAUCGUACGCAAGAUACAAUCGUUAUUUGUAUGGACCGUGAUGCUUUUAUUCGCUUUCAGCAUGAUCACCCUAUGCACCAGUAUUUUUCAAAUGUCUAAGAAGGAGAUUCUUAGCGUCGGAUUUCUCUCAUUGAUUUUAUAUCUCGGGAGCAUGUUGUUUCAAGUGUUCUUCUACUGCUGGUACGGGAACGAAUUACAAUUGAAGAGCAAAAGUAUCGGCGACGCUAUUUAUUCGAGUAAUUGGACGACUGCUACCACGUACAAUCGCAGAAGUUUGCUGUUCAUGAUGACUAUCAGUCAAAAAGGAUUAAAAUUGUCUUAUUAUGGCAUUUUUAGCUUAGCCCUCGAUACUUUCACCUGGAUUUUAAAAACAUCUUACUCUGCUUUUAAUGUUCUGCAACAGACGUCAAUAUAACUAUACCUGGAUUAUAGGAAAAACGCGGAUUAUGUGAGCGUAGAAGUAAGGAGAUUAAGAGGAGAAAUAUUGUGUCCAUGUCAU
This is a messenger RNA of Cataglyphis hispanica, 1241 nucleotides long. RefSeq names its product odorant receptor 46a-like. The transcript has 7 exons. The record is from RefSeq and is a predicted model, not a curated record. Gene Ontology annotation, molecular function: olfactory receptor activity; odorant binding. Gene Ontology annotation, cellular component: plasma membrane. The coding region runs from base 3 to 1157 and encodes 384 amino acids. Gene Ontology annotation, biological process: sensory perception of smell; detection of chemical stimulus involved in sensory perception of smell. Lineage: Eukaryota; Metazoa; Arthropoda; Insecta; Hymenoptera; Formicidae.